Molecule: messenger RNA, 16631 nt
Organism: Aedes albopictus (Asian tiger mosquito)
Lineage: Eukaryota; Metazoa; Arthropoda; Insecta; Diptera; Culicidae
Gene: Drl-2
Product: tyrosine-protein kinase Dnt
Exons: 13
Coding region: 1944-3845 (633 amino acids)
Biological process (GO): protein phosphorylation; positive regulation of kinase activity; axonogenesis
Cellular component (GO): signaling receptor complex; plasma membrane
Molecular function (GO): ATP binding; protein kinase activity
Source: RefSeq, a predicted model, not a curated record
CCCAAAGCUAGAAAGAAAAUUUACAACCAUUGAUAAGCGUAAAGUUUAUUCCCUUCUCUCUGGCCCCUAUCCCUCUCUAUUCGGAAUGCAACUCUACGCUUCAUCUCUUUUGUACGUACAACUGCUGUGGCAUUUCCAUUUCCUGCACAGCGGUGUGGUGGGUGGUGAACCGAACCAGACGACACGAUUCGCUUCAGGGAUAACAACUUUUCCAGUAGGUAUCACUCCCUACACCUUUACUACAAUCAUCGCCGGAUGCCGGUACGCAUGAUAUCAACAAGUUGUAGUCAUCCGGCGCGUCGUCGGAAACCGCAAAAUGAACACCGUUCCGAAUCCUUCCGAUUCGGUCCGGGAACGGCGCAUGCGUCGUGCUGAUGGACCGUUCACCGGAAUUCAUCCGAAGGAUUUGAACCGGUACAGGGAUUCCUUCCUAGAACCAAACUUGCACCGUAUUAGUUUCGUUUCGGAUUUUCACUCGAUAGGAUGUGUCUCCGCGUUCGCUGCCUCCGCCGGAAGUGGGGUGUGUUCAGUGAUAAAAAGUGAACCAAUUUGACAGGGAUCACCCCGGAUAGUGGGUGGGUGGGGGAUAGUGAGUUGGGGCUUGUUGACAGUCGUCUGUCGUCUUCAGUGGAACGGAAAGCUUCCGCAGUCGAUAUCCUGCGGUCGUUGGAGCACGACGUGUUGAUCUGCUUCCACUUCGGAACCAGUUUGAACCGAACUUGGAUAACGGAUGCGGUACGGUUAAAUUAAAACGGUGCUGAAGUCUCAAGGAUACACACAUGCACACAUGGAGUGGUGGUGCUACAGCAGCGUGGAAGUGAAAGACUGCAUUAUUGCAGGAUUUUGGAUGGGGUCGUGCGGUGAAUUAAUAAUUUAGCGCCCUCCUGAUUGGCGUGUCCGCCGCGUAUUUGUCGAGUGGAGUCUCAUUAGUGAACGGACGCUGAUAAUCAAGAUCACUCAUAAACGUAGUGUGGUGGUGAUAAUCAAAUUAAAAUGUGACAAAUUGCGAUACCCGAUGCAUUAACCAUGUGGAGCGUUAAAUCAAUAUCUAAUUACGAGUGAAAAAAAAAGCCGAGGAGAUAAAAAUUAAUAAUAAAUUGAGCUCAAUCAUAUCCGCGGCUCAAAUAUUCCCGAAUGGUGGUUUGCGGUGAUCAGCAGCGCAAUGCAAUCGCUGGCCGUGGGGAAGGAGGCGCCGUCGUCAGUGAGUGAUUGCGCCCACCGGAGUGCACCUGAAAUGAAAAUAAUUAAAAAUUCAAAUUUUACGAGCAUCGUGCUGAAUAUUCAUGAUGAAUCUGUGUCCUGCCGCCUGUAGAGCCCAAGGGACCAAUCGCCGCUGCUCCAGCUGUGGUAAAGUGCACCUGAUGGAUUAUCGUUAAAAAGCUCGGCCACUUGAUGCAAUUGUGCAGCGGAAUUAUCGCUUUCGUGUAGCUUUCAUUAGUCCACGCCGCGUCGCGCCGAGUGAAACGUGAGUGAAUGCUAUCCAGGAGGAAUGGACGAAAUCUCGCGUAUUUCCGCUUCCGGCCCAGGUCGUCAUCUCCCAAACGGUCGCCGGUGUCGAGUGAAUGAAUGAUGAUGAUGACGCAACUGGAUUUCGGUCGAGGCGCCUAGUGGCUGAAACAGAACGGGCGACAGUUGAAAUGAUUGAUGAAGCAAACUACGCUCUGUGUUGUGCAAAUAACGAAACAAAUAAUUAUAAAUUUAUGCUGAAAUUAAUUUGAUUGUGUCCGCGGAGCCUAUCGCUCGUUGCGUCGUGCAAUUAGUGCCCGUCUGUAAUUCUCUUUCAACUCGCGACUACUCUGCGCUACUAUUUAGUGUUUCCAAUAAUCACAACUGUUGAAUAAAUGAUACUCGAGUCUCGCUAGUUCUGCCGUAGCGAGUGAAGAACCUAUCUUUCCACCCCCCAUCAGUGUUCGACAAAUCUCAGUGUUAUACCCGGAAUCAAAAUGACCUCCCCCAGGAAUAGCGUCUGCUGGCGGUUCGUGCUGCUCCAGGUGCUGAACCUACUUCAACUUUCGCAUGGAUACUUUGACCUGUUUCUCAACCACUCGGAAGUAAUAAAACUAAUGGGCAUCGAAGCGGAUCUGUUCUACGUACGGGAUGGGGCCAUUAACGACUACGCCAUCAGCUUCGUGGUUCCGAUGAAGACCGGCACUGACGAUUUGCAGUUCUCCUGGCAGAGCCGAACAUCGUAUCCGUUGGCCUACACGAUAUCGGUGCACUUGGACGACAACGAAGGGGCCCUGCAGCAUCCGGAGCUGAACAUCCCCAGCAGUGGUGCCAUCCCGAGGUCGGUCGAGACGUUCAAGAUCCAUUUGGUGUGCAACGGCAACGUGACGGCCGAGGUGCCAGUCGGGAUCCACCUACACGUCGAGGGACCACCGAAGCAGAACGACACCAAAUUGAUUAUCAAACGAAAUAAAAUUUGCAUUAAAGGCAUCUAUCCACCGCGACACCGUCUCCCGGCAGCGGAAAUCGCACCCCCACAGGGACCUGCCCUGCUCGGUGCCGUGGCCUGUGCCCUCGGUUUGGUGCUGGUGGUGGGGCUCAUUGCCAGCGCGAUGUACGUGAGGGCCCGCAAGCAGAUACGCCAGGACUCGCUACACACCAGCUUCACCACUGCUGCUUAUGGCAGCCAUCAGAAUGUUUUCAUCCGUCUGGAUCCCCUGGGGCGGCCACCUAGUGCGAACAGUGGCUCCUACGCCACCAUUGCCAGCCUCAACAAAUACCCCAUCAGUGAGUCGAAAAAAUCCUGGUUUCGCAGUACACCGUCCCCGUCGCCGUACGCAACGGCUCUGCUUCCGUUGAACCACGCACACAGCCAACAGAACGGACUGGCCACCACGGAGUCCGUUUACGCCAAACCGGAAUCGGUCUGUCCAUCCCGGGUGUCCUAUUACGCUUCGUCGCAACUAACUCAGGUGUACAGCCUAUCCACUCCGGCCCGGAGUAUCCAUAGCAAUAGCUCCAAUCCGAAAGAUAAGCUCCGACGAAUUGCCGUCUCGCCGGACACCAUCAUCUGCCAACAGUUGGCCCAGGAGGGCACCUACGGCCGGAUCUUCUACGGUGUCCUGCAUCAUCCUCUCGGCGAAACGAGGGACGUCCUAAUCAAAACUGUUGUCGACGGUGCCUCGCUCAGUCAAGUGGCCUAUCUUCUGUCGGAAGGAUCAACGCUGUGUGGGGUGUCCCAUCCCAACAUACUGUUUCCGGUGGCAGCUGUCACCGAGCUUUCGGGCCCACCGAAAGUUGCCUAUCCACUGGCAGCGAAAGGAAACCUCAAACUAUACCUUCAGAGCUGCCGUGAUAUCGGCAUGCAAAGCUCGGGCAUGUCGCUGGGCACCCGACAGCUGGUGGAGUUUGGCCUGCAAGUGGCCCGCGGCAUCUCGCAUCUUCAUUCGCUGGGAGUCCUGCACAAGGAUAUCGCUACCAGAAACUGUGUGCUCGAUUCGGAGCAAAAUGUACGAGUCUGUGAUAACGCACUGUCGCGUGAUGUGUUCCCCAAUGAUUACCACUGCCUUGGUGACAACGAGAACCGCCCGAUCAAGUGGAUGGCGCUGGAAACGCUGGAGAAAAAGUUCUACACCGCCUCGAGCGACAUCUGGAGCCUGGGGGUGCUGCUGUGGGAGCUGGCCACACUGGCGGCGAUGCCAUUUGAGGAGGUGGAUUCGUUUGAACUGGCCGCUUACCUCAGGGAUGGCUAUCGGUUAGCCCAGCCCGUAAAUUGUCCGGAUGAAUUCUACACCGUGAUGUCAUGCUGUUGGUUGCAGGACUACAAGCAGCGUCCCUCGUUCCCGCAGCUAAUUGCCUACCUGCACGACUUCCACGAGGACCUGGGCAAGUACGUCUAGUGGUGCUGCGGUAGCGUGUCGGAGGAUGAUUUCCUCGCCGUCGUUGCUCCUCUGGAAACGGUCCGAUCUGACCUAGGCGGGAUGCGGCCUCCAUCCGACGACGGCCACUUUUGAUAUGAUUGAAGGUGCUUUCUCGAAACGUCACACGAUCGUUACCUAUAUAGGAUACUAAUACUAGAGUACAUUGUGAGUGUGGCCAAAUGGCGGCAGUGGAUUCCUUUGGAACCGGUUCACGUCGGCGGCACAAGAAGAAGUGAAUCCGAAACGUGCAAUAAAUUAUGAGCGGAAGCUUACAGACAAAGGGUGCGAGAAAGAAAAAAAAAACCGUAGAAGCAAGAAAAGAUUUCAGAUAGAUUUAUCGGUUAACUUUUGUAUCGAAGAUUCGCGCAUCGAUCACGAAGGGUUUACCGUAGAUAAAAUACUAGAGAAACAAGUUCAAACCUAUGCGAGGAGGAAAGGCUGCCAAUUAUUUUUGCUGAAGAAAGACAGUGUUGUAAAGAUUAAUCAUUAAUAUGUUGAGUAGGAAUAUUCAAUCAUAAAAAAGGAUUACUCAUAGUUUAUUAAAGGACCUUUCAUAAACCACGGAGACCAAAUUUUGUUCACCUUAGACCCCUCUCCCUUUCUCAAAUAAGGUACACCGGAACAAGUUGAAACGGUUGGGGUAAGAUGAAACAGCGGGUUAACAUGAUGUUAUCUAAUAAUGAUUAGCAGUUUGAAUGUCAUAACAUAAAGUUUUUGAUUCAUACAAACUGGUGAAGGAUAAAUUUUCAAAUUAUAUUGAAAUCUUGUUUCAUCUUGCCUCACCUGUGCCAACUUUCCCCGGUGUACCUUAGACUUUUGCUCAUGUCAUGCACAAAUGUGAAAAUUUGUUUGGAGCAUACAUUCAGGUGCUCAUCGAAGUGCUGUUUCCACCUUUCGAUCACCUUACGUCCAUCCAUCAAAAGCAGGGAUGCCAGAUGAUUUAUUGAAAAAUCUGUAUCCCUUACAAAAUUUGGGAGAAAAAUCUGUGUCCCAUACAAGAGUAAAAUUGCCCCUCUAGCACACAAAUCUGUAUUUCAUUUUAAACGAAAUCUGUGUGGAAGCUAUAAAAAAUCUGUGUAAUACAGAUAAAUCUGUUUAUAUGGUAUCCAUGGUCAAGAGCCUCACGUCCUUAUCACUGCAUAUUUUGGCUCGCGGCACCAAACCGUUGUGGAAUGCUCAGUGCUUCAGAUCGUUCGUGUUUCUUGGGAAUGGUACAGCCACAGAGAAGUGUGAGACGUCACACUCUUACCGCAUCCCAUCGAUCACCUUUUUAACGGUUGAUUCAAAUAUUCAUUGGUAAAUUGACCGAUCGCAGCGCUGACAUCGUUUUUGCUUCUAUUUGACGUUUACCCACUACCGCCACUUAGUGGUGUCCCGGCCAAACACAGUACGUUCAGCAUUGGGCGAUACCGUUUCGUGACGAUGUUUUUUUUAUGAAAUUUGUUCUAUGUGUUACGUCUGUUUCUUUGUGGUACAGCAGUUCCAAUUCUUCGCACACCGCUUCUUUUAGUUGGUUCUUUUCCGCGUCUGUUUGUUAGGUUCCAAGUUCUGCCGUGGUCCUUGCUGCAGCAUUACCGCUCCAAAAAUAUAUAUUUACGUCGAUAAUUUUAUGUUUUCGGGCCCAAGGUGGUCGAUCUCGCGAACGCGAAUACUUGGCGCGAAACCACAAUGAUUAGUCGCGGAUAUUUUAACAAAUUAAUAACAAUAAAAAACAUUCUAAAAACGACAUUUUUAUUUAACUCACUAUCAACCAGAAAACAAUACAUCAAGAGACAACCAUGAAUGGAAAGCACAUACAAGAACGACGGCAUCAUACUGUGGUAGCUCACGCUGCCAACUCGAGCUUAGCGGGAUGCAUGGUAGAAGCACUCCGAAUAUUCCAUUGUACUCCAACAUCCCCCUCCUUCAAUACAGGCGGUACGGGUCGAACCAACGCCGUGGCCUUCGGGUUCUUGAAGAACGGCGUGACAGUACCUGUGUGAGAGUUGCAGGUCCACUGUUGGCUGAAGCAAAAUCUGGGGAUGCUUCGUAUGACGACCUGGAUGACGACACUGGUGAAGACAAACCUGAGCUACGAACUGACGAAUGGAAACUUGCUUGAUGUUCAGGUUGUUGAGGCAGUCCAACUUCACGAGGCACAGAAGAACUUUGGGGUGGCAUCGUAAGUUGCUCUGGUGUCGAUGCUACCGGAAUCAACAAAGGCUUCUGUAGGUUACAAGCAGAAUUUCCAGCGGUAGCUGAGUUCGGUCACGUCCUCGAUUCACAAUAAGUGCAAGAUCAGGAUGAUCUGGCCGCGGGUCUACAUUGGUCGGACACUCCCAACCGAAGUCACGAUCACUGCGUCUUUCCCCUCAUAGUUGCCGUGAGGGGAGCAAACUCGCAUUUAUUGCUGUCGGAGUGGAGCCCGGCGUUUCGCGGCAUGACAAAAAGAGGAUUUUUAUUCACAGGUUCAACUCCGAAAUACGCACAUACGUCUCUUUGAACUCAAGGUAUCAACCAUGCGUAUUGUUUGACACCUUCCGCUCUCACAACAGCAUCGUAAACUAACAGCUGUGCAACAAGGCCUUUCUCCUUAAUAGGUUCUCCGAAAGGCAUUCAUAUUAACACAAAAAACCGUGUUUAACGGUCGCGUUUCUCAUGCGAAAGAAUCAAAAUCUUUUUCAUUAUUUAUUGUCAGGAGAUUGACAAAACCAUUAUUCCAGUUAUUGCAAUAGCUGCCUACUAAAAUUUGGCCAAGUGAGUACCUACUUCUUUAAUAGGCUAACGACAAUUCCUUGAACGACUGAAAAGCAAUGAUAUGUGAAAAUUACACAUUUGCUUUAUCCGCUACAUAUCCUGGCAGCGGCAGGUGCACUUUCUCAAACAAGAUUUCCAAACACAGAUCAAAGCGUUGCCUUGCAAUAUCGUUCCUACUUCAAAUUAGUCCAUGGUCGACGCAGGAGAGUUAUCCCCACUCAGGUAUUUUAGUGGAGAACGCUCUCGCAUUUAAAAAAAAGACUUACGUAAUACAGUUUACAACUGUUACGAAAGGAGAGGAGUUUUUAUUCCAGAAUCUUUUUCAUUUCAUUUCAUUUAUUUAUAACGGAAAAUACCAUGGUUUGAACUUCUCCUACUGAACUAAUGUUCUUUUAAAGGUUUGUUCAAUAUCUAUCUUCGAGCAUUUGAAUUAAUUUUAAGACAAUUCUAUCUAGUUCACUAACAUAUUUCUAGGGUUAUUCAGAAUGAAUUGCUGGUUGAAUCUUCCGCCAUUGCUAUGUUGUUAGUAAGAUGCAAAUCUCAUCUUCUUCUUCAUAUUAUUGGCCAGAAAUUUGAUCGUUCAUUUGCACAAUCGACUAAAGUUUCAGCUACGUCAGUAAUUGAUAUUUGCAUCUUCAAAAUCGUGAGGCAAAUUGUUAAAAAAAAAAGAGAAGGAAGAUAGGAAAAAUUACACGUCGUCCCGUGCGGCCUUAAUUUGCGUUUAAAUAUAAAUAACGUUGGAGCAGCUUUGAUGUUAUCAGGAAUUUUGUUGUAUAUAACUGGCCCUAUGUUCGAGAAUCUACGCCGUCCUAUCUCCGUUCUGAACUGUUCUCGUCGAAGGUGAUGAGCGUACCGCCAGUCGGGGUGACAUUGGGCCUGGGGGGUAACUUUGGGCCAAAAAUCAAGAAAGAUGUUUCGCUCAAAAUACUAACAUUUAUUAAAGUGAUUAUCAAAAAGCUGAUACCAUAUGGUAAAUAUAACUUGCGUUGAUCAUCCGCUGCAGAAAAAUGCCACAUUUUGUUAAUUUUCCAUUUUCCAUGGUUAAGCGUACUGUACAAAAUCGUUGUUUUAAAAUGCCUAGUAGAAAACAGCUGAAUAUCGGACAUGUAAUAAACUGCUGUUCUCUAGAUAUAUUUAGUAGUUGUUUUGAGAAGUAAUAUAAGUUUUCUUGGUUUUGUAUGCUAUUUUGCAUGAAAAACUUAUUAAUUCGAGCUGUAGGGCAAAUAACUCAUUUUGGGGGUGACUUUGGGCCAUAUGAAAGCAAUGCAGUCAGUACGAGAACCCUACAAAUGUGAAUUAAAACAACUGCGAGUAUUCACAUUAUUUUAUGCAUAAAACGGCGUUUGUUUUAGAAAUAAAUGUAAGAUUCAUGCUAAAUUAAAAAUGCACGCAUAUCAGUUUAUAGGUAGAUGAUGAGGAAAUAUUUCUUUUGUCUUUUGAGAAUGCUAGUUGGAGUUAUAUCCAGGGGAUAGCGCAUGUAUUGUAAUUGAUCAACGAUCGUUUACAAUGAAUGUGGUCAAACUUUCACGUUUGUUCGUCUGUGAUGUUAUUUUAAAGUGACUAGGCACUGAUAGGUUGUGCGCAAGCAGCUAUAUAUUCACUAGUUUUGAUUUGCAAGCGAUAUUUUUUCACAUUGAACUAUUUGGAUUGAAUUUUAGUGUUUGGCCCAAUGUCACCCCCUCGAAGGGGUGAAAUUGGGCCAAUUUUAAUUACUCUAUAUUAUUGUCAAAAUUAAAGUUGAAGCAUUUAUACUUUAAACAAUCCUAAACAAUAUAUAAAUGAACGUGUCUGCCGAAUUCAACAUUGAUUUAGAGCUAAACUAUUGUUGUAACGAUAUACAAAGGGAUGGACUAUGCAGUUUUGGCCCAAUGACACCCCCACUGACGGUACCUGGUACGAUGUGGGUGAAGAGCAUUUCCAAAUGACCAAUUGUGAUGAACAUUCAGCUCAUUGAUGAUUUUAUACAUGGAAAUACCAACUUGAAGCAUGUGAAGGCCUAAUAUUGGAGGUAUUUUGUGUUGAGGCAGUUCGUACAAAUCAAGUGUAGGAAAUAGGUACACACUCAAUUUCUAUUUCACUGUUCGGUAAUUUAUUUUACGGAUGUUACACCGCAAACAACCUUAAAUACUGAGAUUUCAGCAGUCUGCAUUGAGAAAUACUGACGAUCGGUUGUUGUGAUGGCUUUUUACUGAAAUUCAGUAGUUAUUUUUACUGAACACAUUGUAAAAAUGGUGCCUCGCCGAAUCAGCUCAGUGAAAAUAAAAAGUCAGUAAAAACUAGUACCGAAAUAUCAGCAAACAAUAUAUUUUUACUGAACAUUCGGUAAAAAUAAUUGUAAACAUUCGAGGAAUCGAAAGUAGACGUCAAACGGAAACAAUAAUGGUCUGGGAUGUUUGCCAUCGGCGAUCGACGACUCCAACGAAUUAGCAGUUUAUAGAUUCUUGAGUGAUUAUUUUAUCCCGAAUUCUACGCCUUGGCCAGCUGGUAAGCAAUUAAACGAAAAUAAGCAAUGAAUUAGUGCUAUUGCUAAACGAAGCUGUAACCGCUAAUGUACGGAUUGCAAGGUUUCCGCGUCCUCAAUAUGUAGGUUGUGUUUGGGUUUGGUAGGACAUCGUACCACAAACUCAUUCAAGUUUGUGAUCAUAUUUAAUGAAAUUCAAUAUUCAAUAAAAUCAGAAAUCAUAAAAAAAAAACUAGCGAGGAACCUUGCAAUUGGCUUCUUUAGCGAUGUUGAGAUAAUCCCAUAUUCUGAAUCUCCAUGCCAAACUGAGCCGAAAUCCAAAUUUCCAUAAAUUUUGGUGCUCGGGAACCUAUUUAAAAAACAGUUUGAAGUUUGUAUGGGAGCGAUUUGUCGAAUCACCCCUCGUCGCAUUUUGUACUGGGCAGAGCUGUCAAACAGUUGCCCAGCUGUCAAAAGGUGGUUUUGGAAAAUCUCUUUGAAAUUCAUUUUAGGUACCAAAGUGAUGUUUUAAAAAUCUGAAAAAAAUCAUAGCGGCUCAGAAAAAGGUGCUCUUUCGUAUAAAAUCAAAAAAUUAAUACAUUUUUCUUAAUUUAAAAACCCAAUUGUAUUGAUUACGACGAUCAGGUUAAAUUUUCUCAAACAGGCACACUAGUUCAUUGCAAAUUAUCAAGUGCUUUUCCCGGGAGGCGCAGUCUCGAUUGGGUUCUUAUGUGUGAAUAGCUGGCCAAAGUGCGAUUAACUUUGGAACAGAAGCGGUGGGAAUGAAUGCUUAUUUUUUCAGCGAAUGCUAAGAGUCUGAACCACAAUUUAGCAUGAAAAUGUGAAUUCAAGCUUUACAUCAAUAAGCAAUAAAUUAACAGAAAACUGAGAUUUCUGCCUGCACCAAAGAGUUGAAAUACUCAGUAACCUGAAGUACACAAAAAAGUACCGAAAAAGACAGCAUUGAUUUUGGCGCCAAUAAUUACCGACUUAUUCAGUAUAUGAUUUGACAGAUGAUGGAUUUUUUACUCUACUGAGUUUUCGGUAUUACCAAAAAUAACUGAGUUUUCUCUGCUGUUCAAAAACCCAGUAAAAAUUUACCGAGUUCGGUAAUCAAAUCUGAGUGUGUACGGUAAGCUAAAGCUAGCUUUAAUACAGCGGUUUUGUUGAAUUUGCAUUGGGUGUACCUUGUUACCAGUGCCCCAGCCGGAAAUACCAUACUGGUAGCGGCUAUGGAUGAACGAAAGGUAGAUCUUCAAUAGAACAUGUACUGGAACAUAUUUGGAGAGCUUCGGUAGUAUUCCGCAAAGCGAUGCACAUUUGGCGAUAACUUUUUGUAUAUGCUUAUCCCAGCUGAGCCUAUCGUCAAUGCAUACACCUAAAUACUCGUACUCUGUUACCUUUUCAAUAAUUGCACCGUUAAUGACCAAUGAAUGUCUAUGAAUCCGAUAUUUAGCAAAUGUUGGUCAUUUUCCGCUUUCACUACCUUUUCUUCAAGCAUGUACCGUUUUAUGACGUUUUGUUUUGACGAUGAUGACUGCGGUUCCUUUGCAGAUGUGCCACUGAAGUCAAAGCUCUGCAGUUUCACAGCUGUUCCUGCUGCAGGGCUGUUACAAAAGUGCCGAUUUGGAAACCGCAAAAUCCGCGCCAAGGUCGCCAGUACAAAAACAUAUGGUUUUGAUGACUGAAGCUCAUUAAAAGUUAGUUUUUUGUUGCACUCCAGAUGAAGAGCAUUUCUAACGAUAAAUUAUUUUUUAACUAUUAUUAAUCUCUGACUUUAGAUGACAACUUGGAAUAAAAAGUUUUGAAUCGAUAGAUCUUUGAAUGCUUAUCAAUCAGUGUGCCUGCUAUUUUACGAGAAUAUUCUCAAUUUAGUUGAAAAUCUGAGUUUCCGACUAGCGAAGUUGGAUUUUUCUUCAAAUCCAUGCGUCGGACCUAACUUCGGAAGCGGUGCGCUGUAUAGUAAACCUGGUCCGCUAUACAGCGCAACACUUCCGAAGUUAGGUCCGACGCACGGAUUUGGAGAAAAAUCCAACUUCGCUAGUUGAAAAUUCCGGGAUUCAACUGCACGGACAAUAGGUUUUCCUGAUCCGUGAAACAAUUCCUAAAAAGGAGCAUUCUUGGCGAAUCUUUUAAAACAAUUUAUAACCAACGUUAUGGUAGAAAUCCUGCAAUACUGUAGCAAACACCAAAAGAUCGUUCGAGAGAAUUGAAAGAAAAUUUUCAGAUACUUCUUGAGAAUUUCAUGGAUUACUUUCUACAGAAACUUAUUUUAUGAAGAUACAAAUAGAGUAAUACUAGUUGAAUUCAUUAAUUAAAUCACCAAUAAAAUUUACUUCUAAGGGAGAUAUUAAUAAAAAGGAAGCACUUCAUAAAAAAUGUCUGGCAAAUGUUCUGAAUAUUGCGCAAAAUAUAUGUAAACAAGUAUUAAUCCAAUAGAAAUUUAUAAUAAUAGCUUCUGGCCACACCGCACCAUUGACUGCAAUUUUUUUUACUGGUAUUCAGCAAACUUUGCUGAUUUUUUUGUGCUGAUUUCAUUCAGCAUUGCCUAUUUACUGAAUAUCAGCAAUUAUUUCUCAACUUGCUGAACCAUCCAGCAAUUUUGACAGUUGAUCAGCAACGUUGUGCUGAAAUUCAGCAAAAAAAUUGCUGAAAUUCAGAAAAAAAUUUGCUGAAAUUCAGCAAUUUAUUUUGCUGAUUUUUUUUUGUGCUGGAAGCGUUACCAUCGUGUAAAUUUCCGCCAACCAUCGCGUAAACCAUCAUGAACUCCAACCAGUUACGUGACUAUUAGCGGAAAUUUACACGAUUGUAACGUAAUUUUACAUGAUAUCUCGUGUAAAUGUGCACUAACUCUAGCAUUCCCUUUAUGUGCAUGAUUUCUCGCUGAAUUUUACAUGAAUAUUUUUUUCUGUGUAUCGCAGAUGAUAAAAUGUGCUGGUAUUAGUAAUCACCAACGAGUACCUAAAAAAAACUCUAAAAAAAACAGCACUGUCGAUAAUACAAAAAAAAUGUUUAAUACAAAAAGUGUUUCCAGUUGUCAUAGUUAAAGGCCUUAUGUAUACCCGGUGGUAGGAUGAACUCCCGGGAUUUUCCUGACUAGCGCUUCAUCGGUUAAGCCGAAUAGGUUCACGCACCUCCAGAUGUGUCAGUUUAUGCGCAUAGCAGGUGACGUGAGGUAUAUAGAGAAAACGAAUGUCGCCGUCUUUCUCGCCUACGUCGGGAGUCCGCCCACGCUCUAUUGUCUUAUCUCUAUGAGUAUUUCACUUGCUUCUUGUAAACCGGAUAGCGCUGGCUGGAGGAAUCCCUGAAAAAUAUUUUUGGAGAAUUUCCUAGAAGAAUCUCUGAAGAAAUCCCUAGAGGAUUUCCUGGAGAAAUUCCUGAAGGAAUUACUGAUAUAAUUUCUGAAAGAUGUCCAGGAGCAAUUUAUACAUAAAUUCCUAGAGAAUUUCCUGCAGGAAAUCCUGAAGAAAUUCUUGGGGUAAUUCCUCGAGAAUUUUCUGGAGAAAUUCCUUAAUGAAAUCUUGGAGGAAUUCCCGGAGGUUUUCUUUUGGGAAUUGCUGCAGGAAUCCUUGAAGGAAUUCCUACAACAAUUAUUACUGAAUAAGAGAACCCUUGGGAGAAAUUUCUGAAAAAAUCCCCUGAGGAAUUCCUGGAAGAAUUCCUAGAGAAAUUUCUGGAGGAAACCCUCGAAGGAAUUUCUGAAGGAAUCAUUGGAGAAAUUCGUGGAGAAAUCCCUCGAAAAAUCCCUAAAGAAGAUCCUGGAGGAUUUCUUAGCGGAAUUACUGGAGGAAUGCUUGCAGCAAUUCCUGGAGGAAGAUCUGGAAUAAUUCUUGGAUAAUUCCUGGAAAAAAUCCAAAAGGUAUUCCUAGAGAAAAUCCUGGAAGAAUUUCUGAAGGAAUCCUUGAAGGAUUUACUGGUGAAAUUCCUGGAUGAACUGCUGACAUAAUUUAUGAGGGAAUUCCUUGAUUAAUUCCUGGAGGAAUGCGUGCAUGGAUUUCUGGAGGAAUCCCAAAAAGAAUUCCUGAAGCAAUCUCAGGAGUCCCUGAAUCAAUUCCUGGAGGAAUCGCUGAAAAAAUCCUAGAGAAAUGUCUACAAGAAUCCAAGGAGGAAUCCUUGGAAGAAUGUCUGGAAAAUUUCUCGGAAGAAUGCCCAGGAGAAUUCCCGGUGGAAUUUUGUAUGCUUCUCUGAAGUAAUUCCUGGAGAAAUCUUUAGAGGAAUUAUUGUACAAGUCUCUGGAAAAAAAACCCUUGAAAAUCCAUUCAAGAGUUCCUGUAUAAAUAUCUGUAGGAAUUCCAGGUGGAAUUCUAGGAUCAAUUCCGGAAGCAAUUUCUGGAGGAAUCUCUGGAGGAAUUCAUGAAGGAAUGCAUUGAGGACACCUUGGAGGAUUUCUUGGAGAAAUCUCUGAAAAAACUUGUAGGAAUUCUUGAAGGGAUUUUUGGAGGAUAUCCUAUAUAAAGGAACAAGUGUAGGAAUUCUUGAAGGAAUCUCCAGAGGAACUCCUGGAGAAGUCUCUAGAGGAAUUUCUGGUGGAAUUUCUGGAGGAAUCUCUAGAUGAAUUCCUGGAAGAAUUUUUAAAGAAAUCCCUGCAGGUAUUCCCAGAGGAAUUUCUGAAAAAAAAUCGUGGAUAAAUUUCUUAAGGAAUUCUUAAAAGGAUACCAGGGAUAAUUCCUGAAGAAACCGUAGAUGGAGGUUUUGUAGAAAUUUCGGAGCAAACCUUAGAAGAGUUCCUGAAGAAACUCCAGAAGGAGCCCUGGAAUCAAUUUCAAGAGGAAUUAGUAAGGCAAUCACUAACCAGUUCCUGGAGGAAGUACAGAAUUAAUUCCGAGAGGAAAUCCUUAAAGAAUACAAGGAGAAAUUCCUUAAGAAAUCUUUAGAACAGUUCCUGGGAGAAUCUUUGGAAGAAUUUUUGAAAUAAGUUGUUCCAGAAAGAAUCACAGAAGCAAUUCCCGAGUUAAGCGCUGUUGAAAUUCUUGGAGGAAUGCCUGUAUGGAUUAACGAAGGAGUCUCUAGAAAUACUCCUGGAGAAAUAUCUAGAAGAAUUCCUGGAGGAAUCUCUGGAGGCAUUUCUGAAGGAAUUCCUGGAUGAAUUUUUAGGGGAAUCCCUGCUGCAAUUCCCAGAGGAAUAAUUCUUGGGAAUCCCUGAACAAAUUCGUGAAAGAAUCCCGUGAGAAAUUCCUGGAGAAAUCCCAUGAAUAAUUCCUGAAAAAAUGCAGAUGGAAUCCUUAGCGAAAUCUUGAAGGAAUUCUAUGAAGAGUUUGCGGAGGAACUCCUUAAGGAAUCCCUGUUGCAGUUUCUAAACAAAUCCCUACAGGAGUUCCUGAAUCCUAACAGCAGACUCAUGAGGAAUUCCUUAGGAAAGCUUUCUUAACAAAUUCCUGGAAGAAUUUCUGUAGGAAAAAAUCUGGUUGCCAGGGGGGGAGCACGACCCCCCCCCCCCUGCCCUCCUCUGGCUAUGUCCAUGGCGCUGAUGGGGUACGACUUUGGCUCUUUAUGUAUUCGCUCCUAUCUCGGCUUUUGCGUUUUUUCGCUUCUCAAUUUUUCAUUCUUCGACCAUGGAGGCAGCCCAUAUAGCCGAGGCGGUAAACGCACGGGUAUUCAGCAUGACCAUGCUGAGGGUGACGGGUUCGAUUCCCGGUCGGUCCAGGAUCUUUUCGUAAAGGAAAUUUCCUUGACUUCCUUGGGCAUAGAGUAUCUUCGUGCCUGCCACACGAUAUACACAUGCAAAAUGGUCAUUGGCAGAGGAAGCUCUCAGUUAAUAACUGUGGAAGUGCUCAUAGAACACUAAGCUGAGAAGCAGGCUUUGUCCCAGUGAGGACGUUACGCCAAGAAGAGAGAGAGAGACCAUGGAGGCAUUCUUGUUGGCGCUUCAUUGCACGUUUGCCGCAAAUCCCUAAUGAAUUUAUCAUUUCGAAAAAUCAAUCAAAUUAACAAUUUCUUAUUCCCAACGUGCAUUGUUAUGAUUAAUCUCUCUCAACACUGUAAAUCUUUAUCAUCGGGAUAAAUAACGUUGUAAACAAUUUAACAAUAAUUGUUAUAAAUGUAAGAUUAACUAGUCUAGGACAUGGAAAAACACGUUGCUGCUAGUUUAUGAUCGAUAGAAGUAGUUGAGCCAAGCGGAAUCGAAUAGCAAACAGAACAACAACAAUUAGUAUGUACUCAGAAUAGCUAGAAGUGAACAAGCGAAAGUUACAACACAGCACAGAUUUAUAUGAAUAUAUUUUUGUUACACGUAAAAUUUUUAUAAACCAAACAAAAAAAAACAACCGGAAAAAAGUGAACGAAGCGGUAGCGCUAUUGUUAGAUGGAAUAAUUCGACUAGGAGUUUCAGUUUUGCUAAAGUUAAAAACCGGAAAGCUUACUGCACCCGUGAAAUCUCUUUGAACCCGCUUUCGUCACUUCUGUUACUUUUUCUCCGCUACUCUUGCCGUGCGCUAUGCUAUGCUGUGUGAUACCUACCUUGAGCCGAAGUGAAAAACUUUCCAGCCACAAAUUAAAAUCACCCACGUGAAACUCAUUCUCACCAUUAACUACAUCACACGAUUGCAAUUUUCCAGCACAGCUUCGUCAGGAAGAAGCAAGGUAGAAACCUAGUCCUAAGCCACUCACUGUUGCUACUUUUCGGUCAUAGUUACCAACUUCGACUCGCUUUUUUUCUGCGUUUGCUUCACUUCAAAUUUAUUGUUCCACGGGAAUGAGAAACUUUCUUCUCCCAAGCUGCCAGACAGGCAAACCGCUUUGCUCGUAAUUUCUAUCUUUCAGCUCUGUAAAUAUUACCUACUGGAGGAGUGCGCAACGAGUCCAGGAGUAACCGUAAAGUUAAACUUUAAACUAAAAACUUCUCAUGCUAAAGAAAAACGGAUCUGAAAAAACUACUACUACUACCACAACUACUCUACUAUUAACACAAAAAAGGAAAGUACAGGGUCAAAAUUUAGUUUUGUUUUCCUACGCGGUCUUCCGGCGAAGGCCCGGAGGAGAGAUGUUUAUUUUUCUACUUGCAACCAAAACCGAAUUUACGUUGAAGGUUACCAUUUGUAAGUGUUACCAGUCCCAUUAGGAUCGUUUAAUGUGUUAAACUGAUUGGCAGGCAAACGUUGUCGCAGAUUUUAGGUUAAUUUCGAAGCUUUGGCUAAGCUGUUUCGAUGAUUUGCAUGCUCCUAAAGAUUUACUGCCAAAAUGCAAAACAACUCUAGAUUAAGAUUAAAACAAAAACUAAGCUACUGAUGUCAUCAAGGUUACCGUUUACUGUAAAUUUCCAUUUUUCUCACUGUGCAAAGCCCAUCCGUCCCAGGACGGAUGGGUUCCGUCUUUUUGAAGUCGAUGUUAUAACUGUCAUUUUUCAAUUGCUGCUACUACUCUUUAACGAAUACAUUUAUCUUUGAACGGAAAAUCAAAAACUCAAACACAAAUCUUCACAUCAAACAGUACGUUUGUGCGUUGAACUGUAUGAAUGGGCAAGAUGCGAAUAAUAAAUCCAAAAUCAAAACAAUGCUUUUGUGCCUAAUUGAGAUCCGAAACACCUGUGAUUUGUUGCAGUAUUUUACAUUAUUUGCAAGGUGAAACAUUUCGUAAUAAAUUUUCAUAUUUAA